AUGAAGAUAAUAAACAUUGUAAUUAUUAGUUUUUGUCUGAUUAAAAUUUGGCUAUGUAAGGCUCACUACCUUGACAUGGCAGAAACUGAAGAAGGUGGAAAUGGGAAAAUACUUGAUACACAAGAAGGGGGUUUCAAUACUCCAUACAAAGGAUAUGAUAAUUAUGAUUUGAACUCUGGAAAAGGAGACUCACUCGUAGAAAAGGGGACUGUGAAGUCGAAUAAUAAUGACAGAAAGCCCAAAGGUAAUCAUAAUAAAAAGUUAAAUGGGAAGGAAAAUUCACCAAAGAAAGGAAAAGAAAAGGUUAUAGAUACUAAGAAAAAAACAAAUAGAAAAAAUAAUGAUGAAAAAAUUAAAAAGAAGAACUCAAAAGACUCAAGAGAGUGUAGGAAAGGAACCAAGUGUAGAAAUAAGUUAAAUGGUGUAUCCGUAAAAAGAGAACAUAAAAAAAGAAAUGAAAAGGGAAGAUUAGUUCCAAUAAAGAGUCACAACUCUUUUAAUGAAGAUUUUAGUCAAGACUAUGAAUCAAAGUCGGAGUCAAGUACCAAAAAGAAAUUAAGCCCAAAAAUCAAGAAUUUUGCCAUUGGUGCAUCAGAUAAAAUUGCUCAGUAUGGUUUACCCAUAGCUACAAAUUUGGCUAAUAAUUUGAUAAACAAUAAGUUGGUUAACGAAGAAGAAGAAGACUCUGAAUCUGACUCAGAUUUAUCCGAUAUACUUGGUGGAAAAGAUGAUGAAGAUGGGGAUGAAGAAAAUGAAAAUGAAACAGAAAAGGAAGAGGAAUUAGAAAGUACCGAACCAGAGGAAGAUGAAGAGAAUGCCGAAGAAAAUGGCGAUUCUGAAGAAGAAUAUGAAGUUGGUGAGCAUGAUGAAAAUGAAGACGAAGAUAAUUCAUCCGAAGAGGAAGAAGAAUCUGAUGAUAAUGAAGAGGUUGAGGAAUCUGAAUAUGCAAAUGACGAACCUGAAGAACAUGAAUCGGAAGAUGAAGAAGGUGGAGAUGAAGAAGAAGAUUAUACCAAGAGGUUUAAAACUCCAUCUGGCUUAGAAUAUCUUGGUGCUGGAUAUGACCUGAUUAAAGGAAAUCCACUCGGAGAUAGCGUAACUCUCUUGGAUCCAGGUUAUAAAUCCAGUGUUAUUCAAAUGCAUUGGAGUAAAAAUAUUGAAAAUAUAUCAAAUAGUUUGAGAUUCUUACAACCCAUUGGUGGUUGGAUUAGACCUUAUUCAUCAUGCCAUAAGGUUGAAACUGUAACUGAAAUAAAAUCCUCCAAGUCUUUACUCAAGUCACUUUCAGCUGAUGCCAGUGUUUCUUUGAGUCUACCUGGUGAUGAUUUUAAGUUUUCUGCAUCAGCCAAGUUCAAAAAACUAGAAGACGCUUCUAAAUCGCGUAAUAGCAAAGUUUAUAUCAACAAAUCAUACUGCUUUAAGUAUGUCGCUGGGAUUUCAACUUCUUUAAAUUGGGACUUAACUCUAGGAUUUCAAUCCUCUCUCAAAAGAUUAUCAACUGAAUUUAAGGGAUUUGAGAAGAAUUCAAUGUGCAGGCCUUACAUUUACAGGGAAGAUCCCAAGAACGAAAAUUGUGAAGAACUUGGUGUUUCAGACUGGAUGGAACUUUUCAAUACUUUCGGUACUCAUGUUGCUACCAAAAUAUACUUGGGUGGUAAGAUUUUCACUACUUUGGAAGUGAAGAAAAAUCAAGAAAAAAAAUUAAGUGAUCAGGGUUUGGAUGUAAAAGCAAUAUUGUCAGCCAAGAUUAAAGACAUUGGUAUAGACUCGAAUGUCGAAGUUUCAACUAUAAAGUCUAAAAAUUCACUAGACCACUUGUUGGAUACGAAAAAAUCGACUUUUGUUCUUGGAGGUGAUAUUUAUGGUCAUGGUAAAACCAUUGAAUUUGGGGAGUGGGCAAGAUCCGUUGCUGAUCAUUCAAUGCCGAUUAAGGCAGAGUUUACUCCAAUUUCUCACUUUAUAGACAAAAAACUCAGUGAAACUUACAAUAAAGCUUAUUUAUAUUACGCUGAUGUUGUUCUUGAGAGCGAUUUUUUGAGGUAUGAGUCCCAAGUAGAACUGACUCCUGAGGAACUGAUUGAUGAUGUUGAAAUUGAGCAUAAUCAAGGUUCUGGUGAUGUAAAAGUUAGUUGUAAAGAUGGAAAAUCAAUCCAAUUUGGAUUUAUGAUAUUAUCUUUAAAGGACAAUACUUAUGAAGUUAGGGAGUGCCCAAUUCAUGCAACAGAAUGUUCAUCUGGUUCAGAUGAAAAAAUUGGUUAUUCUAGCUUGUGGAUAGCAUGUAGAGUUCAGAAUAUAGUAAAUUUGAGGCAAAUUUUAACCACUGAUAAGAAACCCUCAUGUGAGAAUGGGUUUCAUAUUUUCCUUGGGUCAUAUUUCUUUGAAAGCAAAUCGAAAUAUCUUCUUAUGAAGCCCUGCAAACUCGGUUUGUUCCAUACUAAACUUAUGUUUAGGUGA
Messenger RNA from Theileria annulata, 2454 nucleotides. RefSeq lists its product as uncharacterized. Bases 1 to 2454 code for a protein of 817 amino acids. The record is from RefSeq and is a predicted model, not a curated record. Lineage: Eukaryota; Apicomplexa; Aconoidasida; Piroplasmida; Theileriidae. The transcript has 7 exons.